AUGGCAGCCUCCUCUCUUCCUUCCCAAUAUUCUUCCUUGAGCAAAAUCAAUGAAGAAGGGAGGGAUGAAACCGUAAAAAAGGUGGAGAGAAGCUAUGAAAGAUAUAGAGAGCUAAUCUCAACCCUUCCAAAGGAAAAAGGUUGGGUAUCUGAUUUGUGCUUGUACGAGGGCUUUUGGUACGAACGCCUGGCUGGUUUGGAAGGUAUCAUGUUUGCUCAGGAACAUUUUCAGGCUCGCCCCACCGAUGUUUUCUUGAUCUCCACACCCAAAUCUGAGCUUAGGCUUUUCAGGCAACCCCCAAUUGCCGAUGUUGAGAAUUUAUCAUCUCCUCGUCUUUUUGCGGUACACAUUCCUUACAUGUCAUUGCCAAAGUCCAUCCUCUUAAAAAGGCAUUUUUGCAAUGCUAGUAAACUUGCUCUAAAGGUCUAUCUUGGUAUGGACCCUUCUGGGACCGUGUGCUCGGUUAUUGGAAUGCUAGUCUGGAAUGUCUUCAAAGAUUUUUCUUCCUGA
Messenger RNA from Rhododendron vialii, 510 nucleotides. RefSeq names its product cytosolic sulfotransferase 12-like. NCBI's taxonomy places the organism in Eukaryota, Viridiplantae, Streptophyta, Magnoliopsida, Ericales, Ericaceae. The coding region runs from base 1 to 510 and encodes 169 amino acids. The transcript has 3 exons. The record is from RefSeq and is a predicted model, not a curated record.